This is a messenger RNA of Magallana angulata, 511 nucleotides long. RefSeq names its product protein dpy-30 homolog. The coding region runs from base 64 to 363 and encodes 99 amino acids. Gene Ontology annotation, cellular component: Set1C/COMPASS complex. The transcript has 4 exons. The record is from RefSeq and is a predicted model, not a curated record. NCBI's taxonomy places the organism in Eukaryota, Metazoa, Mollusca, Bivalvia, Ostreida, Ostreidae.
UUCUUGGUUUAUUGAUUCUCGCGAGAAUAUUCGAGAUUACUAUUGGCGACCAUAACAUUGAAAAUGGCGGAUGACCAAGUUAACACAGGCUCAGUUGCAGGUGAUUUGGAGUCAGGAACACCUGUACCACAGGAAGUACCAGAAAAUGUACAGAAAAUUAUAACAAGUGAGAAAGAACUCCAAGAGAACCCCUCCAAGCGACCUCGAGUUGAUCUCCAGUCUUUACCUACACGGGCCUACCUAGAUACCACAGUGGUUCCUAUUCUACUCAGUGGGAUGUCUGUGUUAGCCAAGGAGAGACCACCUAAUCCUAUUGAAUACCUCGCAGCUUAUUUAUUGAAGAAUAAGAAUCAGUUUGAAUGAUGUAGGAAUCUGGGAGGAGGAUCUAGGUGGGGUGUUGGUCAAUUCUCACUCUGUGAACUUGUUACAGUUUUCAUGCAUUCAUCUGUUAUUUGUGUCUCGACAGUAUCAUUUUAUGUCAAUGUAAUAAACCUUUUAACAUAUAAUAAAA